UAGCAGACGCACUUCAGGCAGGCAUCUCCUUAUACAAGCGUUUGGUGUAAUCAGUCUACGCGAAUCAUCGUAUACUAAACAAUCGCCACCAAACGGCCCACGGUGAAAGUGUUGUAAACAUCAGCAAAUUUCGAAUGCGCCUUUCACUCGGCCUCGUAUUGCCAAUUGGUGCCUGCAUUCGCGCAACAGUUCUCCAGCAGCAUCACUGUCAGUGGGCUGCAGCAACAACACACUGGCUCUGGAGGUUAAGCAGCACGCACGCCGCCGCCUCAGUUGGACCGAGAGUUGCCGAAAAAAACAAGCCUGUUUGGGGCAGUACAAAGAAGCAUCGUAACGUCAAGUUGAAAAUUUUUCUCGACAUGACGGACCCCGACAUUGAAAAGGAAUUGGCACCUUUGCGCGCGAGUGUGAAACAACAGGGAGAUUUGGUUCGACAACUAAAAGCAAGCGGAGCACCAGAGCUCGAUAUCAAAAAAGCUGUGGCUGAACUGAAACUCAGAAAAAAGUUAUUAGAAGAUAAAGAACUUUCUUUGACUCCUGACUCCGCUAAUUUUGAUAGAGCUAAAAUGGAAGAUCUUUUGAAGCGCAGAUUUUUCUAUGAUCAGUCAUUUGCUAUCUAUGGAGGUAUCACCGGCCAAUAUGACUUUGGACCAAUGGGUUGUGCUUUCAAAGCUAAUCUUUUGAGUACUUGGAGAAAGUUUUUCGUUUUAGAAGAACAAAUGUUAGAAGUUGAUUGUUCUAUACUUACUCCAGAACCUGUUUUAAAAGCAUCUGGACACGUUGAAAGAUUUGCAGACCUUAUGGUUAAAGAUGUUAAAAAUGGUGAAUGCUUCAGAUUAGAUCAUUUGAUUAAAGCACAUUUGGAAAAAUUGUGUUCCGAUAAAAAGGCAACAGAAAAUAUCAAAAAAGAAUGUGAAGAUAUUAUAAUAAAACUAGAUGGCAUGAACAAAGAAGAAAUGGGUCAUGUUAUUAAAAAGUAUAAUAUGAAAUCACCUAUUACUGGUAAUGAUCUUACUGAACCUAUUGAAUUCAAUUUAAUGUUCGGAACUCAAAUUGGCCCAACAGGUUUAAUCAAAGGUUUCUUGAGACCAGAAACUGCCCAAGGAAUAUUUGUCAACUUUAAACGAUUACUUGAAUUCAAUCAAGAAAGAUUACCUUUUGCUGCUGCUCAAAUUGGUAAUUCAUUUAGGAAUGAAAUUUCUCCAAGAUCUGGUCUGAUCAGAGUUAGAGAAUUCACAAUGGCUGAAAUAGAACACUUCUGUGACCCUAGCGAUAAAAGCCAUUCUAAAUUUGAAUCAGUUGCAGACACAACUUUACUUUUGUAUUCAGCAUGUAAUCAAAUGGAUGGUAAAAGUGCUGAGCGAAAAACCAUUGGUAAAGCUGUAAAAAGUGGACUUGUUGCUAAUGAAACAUUAGGAUAUUUUAUGGCUAGAAUACAGAAAUUCCUCGUAACAGUUGGUAUUGAUCCUCAAAGACUAAGGUUUAGACAGCAUAUGGGAAAUGAAAUGGCUCAUUAUGCAUGUGAUUGUUGGGACGCAGAGUGCUUAACAUCAUACGGCUGGGUUGAAUGUGUUGGAUGUGCUGACAGGUCAGCUUAUGAUUUAACACAACAUGCAAAAGCUACAGGAGUCAAGUUGGUUGCAGAAAAGAAAUUAGCUCAACCUAAAACUAUUGACGUUGUUGAAGUAGUUCCAAAUCGUGGUUUAAUAGGAAAAGCUUUUAGAAAAGAUGCUAAACGAGUAUUGGAUGCUCUGGCCGCAGUUCCUGAAAAUAAAUUAAAUGAAUUUGAAAAAAUAAUUAGCGAAAAUGGAGAGUACAAUAUUGAAGAGCAAGACUUUACAGCUAAGGUUACCAAGGAUAUGGUAACAGUGAAACGUUAUCAGAAAACCCUUCAUGUUGAAGAAUUUGUUCCAUCUGUCAUUGAACCUUCUUUUGGUAUUGGAAGAAUUAUGUAUGCUGCUUUUGAGCACAAUUUCAAAGGCAGAGAAGGAGAUGAGCAGAGGAAAUAUUUCAGUUUACCUCCAGUUGUCGCACCUCUAAAGUGCUCAGUUUUGCCUCUCAGUAGCAAUGCUGAAUUUGCCCCAUUUGUCAAAAAAUUAUCCCAAGAGCUUACUAAAGUUGAUGUGUCUCACAAAGUCGACGACUCAUCAGGAAGUAUUGGACGUCGUUAUGCGAGAACUGAUGAGAUCGCAAUUCCAUUUGGUAUCACUAUUGACUUUGAUUCGUUGAAAGAGCCUCACAGUGCAACUUUAAGAGAAAGAGACAACAUGAGCCAAGUCAGAAUUAAGCUUGAUGAAUUGCCAGCAAUCGUCAGAGACUUAUCAUUGGGAAAAAUGCAAUGGUCUGAAGUCGAGGCCAAGUAUCCAAAAUUCGAGCAACAAGAAUCCUCAGAAACUCAAUAAAAUCAUGCAUCAAUAGAUGUAGAGUAUAUUGACUAUCAUGAUCAUAAAAAUUCGACUUGUGUAAACAAACUAAAAGCUGUACUUUAAAAGUGCAUUUAUACAAUAAAUCUUGUUAAGUAUCAAAA
This is a messenger RNA of Trichogramma pretiosum, 2527 nucleotides long. It is a transcript of the gene GlyRS, whose product is annotated as glycine--tRNA ligase. The record is from RefSeq and is a predicted model, not a curated record. The transcript is spliced from 4 exons. Lineage: Eukaryota; Metazoa; Arthropoda; Insecta; Hymenoptera; Trichogrammatidae. Gene Ontology annotation, cellular component: cytoplasm; mitochondrion. Gene Ontology annotation, molecular function: glycine-tRNA ligase activity; ATP binding. Gene Ontology annotation, biological process: mitochondrial glycyl-tRNA aminoacylation. The coding region runs from base 135 to 2402 and encodes 755 amino acids.